AUGGCUUCCAAUAUUUCCAUUUGUGGCAUCUGUGAUCUCCGACAUCUUUCAAAUCCAUCUACACACUGGUGCCAAGACUGUGACGAAGCUAUUUGUUCAGAAUGCAAGCAACAACAUAAUUUAUUAAAAGCAACACGUGGACAUACAACUAUUCCAAUAGCUGAUUAUAAAAAAUUACCUGCUUUCGUAACUGAUAUUAAACAGUACUGUGACGUACACAAUGAAAAAUAUCAAAAUUAUUGUCAGAAGCAUGAAUGUCCUAUUUGCUACAAGUGUAUUCAAGACCAUGCUAAAUGUACAGAAAGUAUUUUAGACCUCGAAACGGUUAUAAAGCACGCAAAGACGUCUCAGAUUUUCCAGGAUUUGAUUCAGAGUGUUUCAGAUUUACAUUCAAACAUCACACAGAUGACGAAAGCCCGCGAAAAUAAUUUGGCUAAACUAGCAGAUCAAUGCAAAUCAGCAGUCAAGGAAAUUCGAGAGUUUAGAGUGAAAGUGAAUCAUCAUCUGGAUGUUGUUGAGAAGGGUCUGAUUACAAAGCUGCAGGACGCCGAGAGUAAAUGCAGUCAACAAAUUAAAGAAGCCAUUAAAAGCCUUAAUGAAGUAGAAUCAGAAAUUUCAAAUUGUGAUGAUAUAUUACAAGGUAUAAAGCAACAUGCAUCAGAACUCCAAGUUUAUCUGGCGACCAGAGAAAUCGAAAGGCAAUUUUCAGAUAAAGAAAACCGAUUGACAUCCCUGAUGGAAAACAAUCAUUUUCAUGAUAUUACUGUCAGUUUGGAUAUAGACACACUGGUAGAAUAUAUUCUAUCUGAUGUGAAGGUGUUUGGAACAGUAUCUAUUGAAACAAUACCAUCCAAUUAUAAAUUAAUCAACAGGAAAUCAAAGCAAGCCCAAAUAAUUACAACCGAUUUCAAGUCCUUUGACGACAUCAAGUUAAACCAAAUAAACAAAUUUGAUUCUGGUAGUCGACACGUAACCGGAUGUGCCUUCCUUUGUGAUGGACGAAUGGUAUUUACUGAGUACGAAGGAAGGCAUUUGUAUAUCACGAAGAAAAAUGGGGAUCUGGAUUUCAAAAUUCCAACGAAAAGAAAAAAAUCAUUCGCUGUGACUGUGAUGGAUGCUACGACUGUUGCUGUAAGUUCCGGUAAACCAGAUGCAAAUGAAAAAGCAUGUAUUCAGAUUAUUAACAUAAAGUUGCGAGAAGUAAUCAAAACAAUGCAUACCGAAUCCUGGUGUUAUGGGGUAGUGUUUGUCGAUGAUAAGCUAGUAUUUUGUGGGAAUGAGCCCAAUGGAAUUUAUGAGAUCGAUUUGAAAACUAACACACAGAGUGUUAUGAGUCGUACAGUUCCUUUAAGCACUUGGUCAAAUAUCAGUUUCCUGGAUAAAAACAAGUUCUACAUUACAAAUACUAGAACAAGCGCUGUCACAUGCUAUGACAACAAAUUCAACGUUAUCUGGACUUAUAUGGACGACAUGAAUAUGCAAUCAAUACGAGGAUUCUGUGUUGAUACCAUUGGAAAUGUGUUUGUUGCAUCUGAGAAAUGUAAGAACGUCACUAUAAUUUCCCAUGACGGAAAACGUGCUAAACAAAUAUUAGACAAAACAGAUGGAUUAGAUGCUCCGUUUGCAGUGCAAUACGACCGUUUUACCAAUCGACUGCUAGUUGCUAAUGAGAAGGGUAUGACGUAUUUGUUUGGCAUGCAAUAA
Messenger RNA from Mytilus trossulus (common blue mussel), 1704 nucleotides. RefSeq lists its product as uncharacterized. The transcript has a single exon. NCBI's taxonomy places the organism in Eukaryota, Metazoa, Mollusca, Bivalvia, Mytilida, Mytilidae. The record is from RefSeq and is a predicted model, not a curated record. Gene Ontology annotation, biological process: protein monoubiquitination. Bases 1 to 1704 code for a protein of 567 amino acids. Gene Ontology annotation, molecular function: zinc ion binding; ubiquitin protein ligase activity.